Molecule: messenger RNA, 1380 nt
Organism: Mizuhopecten yessoensis (Yesso scallop)
Lineage: Eukaryota; Metazoa; Mollusca; Bivalvia; Pectinida; Pectinidae
Product: A disintegrin and metalloproteinase with thrombospondin motifs 18-like
Exons: 12
Coding region: 1-1380 (459 amino acids)
Biological process (GO): proteolysis
Molecular function (GO): metalloendopeptidase activity
Source: RefSeq, a predicted model, not a curated record
AUGGAAUUGAGGAGGAGGGUGUCAGACACAGACACGAAAACGAGACAACGCAAACCACGCAAGCGAAUAAAUAUUUCCUCCACACAAUAUCAGAUGGGAUUAAUUGUCAUAAUAGACUUCAGUAUUUAUCAAACUUGGUAUAGGCGUAGUGAUGAGGCAACAGCUGUCGAGAGAGAUAUCGACGCUAAAUCUAAGAUUCGGCAGUAUAUGGCCCACGUUAUUAAUGGGACUCCAGGAGCUUCGCCUUGGACAUCAAGGAGGUUUAUAGCUCAACCUCGGGAUCUGGUAUAUGCAGAUGACGCGUUGAAUGAGCUCAUCAAAUGGCGUUAUAGGAUGGGGCAUGAGUUACCCAUACACGACCACACCAUUCUGUUUACUGGAUACGAUCUGUAUCGACCUACACUCGCCAAUAAAGGAGUUGCAGGUUUUGCACGUGUACGUUCUAUGUGCAGUCACUCAAGUGUCUCAGUGGUCGAGGAACAUGGAGGUUUUGGUAGUAUUCUAACUGCAACUCACGAGAUAGGACACAGUCUUGGCGCUUACCACGACGGCCACAAUAACAGCUGUGCCGGAGAAGACAACUUCAUAAUGACUCCAAUAGGAGGCUCUGCCACACCUUCUAAUGCACUCAAUCCGUUCCACUUCUCAGAAUGUUCUGAGGAUGCCUUCGACAACCUCAUUGAUGCGUUACCUCGAAGUCAUUGUCUGACGGAUGAGACGGACACUUACGACCAAGAGGAGUUUGAAUCGUACCUCACACAGAAGGCUGGUCAGCUCUACGGACCGAACCAACAGUGUCGACAACAUUUAGGGUCAGAAUCUUACUACGCAUGGGGCGGAAUUCUCGGAGAGGCAACAGAAGUUUGUACUCAUAUGGCAUGUAAAAAUGCAAUGUCAAAUACAAGUUUCAAUAUAUACUAUGCUGCCCAGGGGACAUCAUGUGGUAAUAAAAAGUGGUGUGUCGAUGGUGAAUGUCUUUAUGAAGAGAAAGCUCCCAAAAGAGAAGAAACCUGUGUACACGGAGAUGCGUGGAGGAGGUUUGGAGGUUUGACAUGUGCUCAAUACGUCAAUGCUGAUCCCAGUAGGUGUUACUAUUCCUAUUACAGUCGAUUCUGCUGUGUAUCGUGUGCCAGUCUACGCAAAGGGGAACCAGGAUGCGAAUAUGGCAACAGGAAAAAGAAAGUGUGCAAUAUGGUGGACAGAGAUCCAAGAUUUUGUUACCAUGACAACAACGAGAAUUUGUGUUGUGGCAGUUGUAAAAAGCAUAACACAGGGAUUACAGACUACCUGAAUGUAAUACAACAAAGUGUGAUGACAACACUUACGCCAAACAAUGCUGCAAGACGUGCAGCGAGCAUAAACGUAAACCAAAGCCUCUAG